UUUAUUUUAUUUUCUUUCUCGUCUCGAUCGCCAACACUAUAUAGAUGUCAACUCAGCGAGUUUCUCCUUUUGUCUCAACCGAGUCUCCAGUGUUGUUGACUCGUUGAUCUCUCUCGGCGAUGAAGAACGGACUCGAAGUCUUCGAUUUCAAGGAAGAAGACGAGCUUGCUGAAUAUACAGCUGGCAAAAUUCUCGGCAAGUUCAAAAACCCUAAUCUUGAAAAUCCCGCCUUUUUGGAGUGCGACUUUAAUGAAUGCGUUUCCCAGGGAUCUGAAGUUGCAAAAAGGGACAUUGGCACUAUAACUUGUGUAGAUGUUGAUGCAAUGGAAUGUGAAAAUAGUUCUAAAGAUGCUAGUACACACGCCCCUCCAGGAAUUGUUAGAGCAGACUCAGCCACUGUUGAUGAGAAUUCUGACACAGAUACUGCUUUUCGAUCAGAACCUAUGAGUCAUGAAAAAGAUCCUUCUUCUAUUACGGAUUACCAUGAAUUCAAAAGUUCUUUUACUGAACAGGAGGCUGUGGUGUCAUGUCAUGCAUCACUUUCACCUGGGAGAAUUCAAUCAAAUUGUGGCAUUGCAGACUCUCCUCCAUCCAAUAGUGGACGGGUCAAUGAGAAAUCAGACGCUGAUAAAAGCAUGAGUGAGAGUUCCCCAUCAAGUCCUGCUUCUGAUAUUGCUGAUGAUGGUGCUACUGAAAAUGAUCACUCAUCAGAUAAAUAUUUCAGUGCAUCAGAAAUGGAUAUAAUUGAUAUGGAAGUUGAUUAUGUUGUCUAUCGGGGUAAUCACUGUACCGGGUGCCUGAUAACUUUUUCUUGUGGCGGCAUUAAAGUCAGUGGUAUGUCUUCACAUGGAGAUGAAGGAACUUUCAGCUUUGAAAGGGCUAUUGAUGAUAUUAUUCGUAUUGAGUCUCAGCAACUUCAAAGGUUUGGAACUGUCACUGUUAAGCUCCAUGUACUAUCGAAGGAUGCUGCGCAAGCUGCUAAUGCUUAUGGGGUUGAGCAGCUGGAGUUUGUUGUUCUUGAGCCCAACUGGUCUGGGAAAUUGGAAGAGAUCGGAUCUCUGAAUGUCAAGUAUUUAGCUUUAUCUGAUACUGUACGCGAUUCGGAUGCCACAAUGGUUGCAGGAGCGCACUUACAUCGGAAAAGGCCGUAUUUUCCAGUUUUUGAAGCUGUUGAAGAUGUUGUCUAUCCAAAAGGGGAUUCAGAUGCUGUUUCUAUUAGUAAGAGAGAUUUUGACCUACUACAGCCCGAGACAUUUAUCAAUGACACUAUUAUUGACUUCUAUAUCAAGUAUUUGAAGAACCAGAUUCCACCUGAGGAAAAGCAUAGGUUCCAUUUUUUUAAUAGCUUUUUCUUUCGGAAGCUUGCAGAUCUAGACAAAGAUCCAUCCAGUGCUUCAGAUGGCAGGGCUGCUUUUUUACGUGUUCAUAAAUGGACAAGGAAAGUGGAUAUAUUUGGAAAAGACUAUGUUUUUAUCCCUGUAAAUUUCAGCCUUCACUGGAGUUUAUUAAUAAUAUGUCAUCCUGGUGAAUUGGCUGGCUUCGGAGAUGAAGACUUGCGAAAGUCUCCUAGAACACCAUGCAUAUUACAUAUGGACUCUAUCAAAGGAACUCAUGCGGGUCUAAAAAACCUUGUUCAGAGUUAUCUAUGGGAAGAAUGGAAGUCUAGGCAUAAGGAGACAUCAGAAGAUUUGUCUUCAAAAUUUUUGAAUUUGUGGUUUGUCCCGCUUGAGUUGCCACAGCAGGAAAAUUCAUUUGAUUGUGGCCUGUUCCUGCUCCACUACCUGGAGCUUUUUUUGGCAGACGCCCCUGUGAAUUUCAGUCCAUUCAAAAUAAACAGAUUCUCAAAGUUUCUCAAUGUGGACUGGUUUCCUCCUGCUGAGGCUUCUCUGAAGCGUACUCUUAUACAAAGGCUUAUUUCUGGGCUCCUUGAACAUUAUUCUCACGAAGUUUCCUCUGGUGAUUGCAGUGACAAACCGGAGUCUAAUUUUCUAGAAAAUAAUGGGAAAGAAAUUAGAGUCCAAUUUGUUUCAGAGAGAUGCACCCAAGCUGUAGCUUGUCACGGCAAUUUAUCAAGUUGUAAUGCCAAUCAAGGGAUUGAAAUCACUCUGUUGGAAGCAUCUUCUAUGAGGAAUUCUGAUUCUGUUAAUGACCCUGGUUUGGUUCUCAGGGAAUUCUUUGAGCCAGGAGUUCCUGCAGGAUCAUUACUUGCACAAUGUUCAUCCUUUGACCAGCCAUCUUAUUACCGUCUUAAUGGUGCUAUAUCACACCAGAUAGAGCAGGAUGAUGCAGAGGCCAGGGAGCAGUUUGUAUAUUUCCCUUCUGGUGAUUCUAUUUUCCAACAAGAUGCUGGUUCGAUUCCAUAUCCUUUAAGAGGUUUUGGGGCUGAUUCUUCAUGGAAUCCUGGAGUUUCUAUGCAAGGAGAGCAUGAUGGCUCAUCCUCAGAAACAUCGGAAUGUGCCUCUGAUGAUUCUGACGUAGGGAUUAUUGAGAAUUGCUCCAUUGUGAAAGAUAUGGAUCAAAGUCGAGAAGAGAUUGGUCAACAAAGAUCUCAAUCAAUUGAAAACAUGGAAUGCCUUACAGAGAGACUUGCGUCUGGCUCCAGUGAGAUGCUGGAAACCUCUGCCAUUAAUGGUACUGAAGAUCCUGAUAAGAUCCAUGAUACCACAGAGAAUGGAGACCUUGCCUAUUGUCAAGAAAUUCCAUCUACCUUACAAAUUGAUUAUAACAUGGUAGAAAAUGGAUCACAUCAACACUAUAUAAAGGCAGCGAUCUCAGGUGAAAGUGAUGAUGUGACCGCAGAAUCAGAUAAGAAUAAAAGAAUCGAUGAUAAUGCAAUGGCAGAAUCAGAUGAGAAGCAAAGAGUCGGUGAAAAUGUGAUGGCAGAAUCAGAUGAGAAGCAAACAGUAGGUGAUGACGCAAUGGCAGAAUCAGACGAGGAGCAAACAGUGGGGAUGGCAGAAUCAGAUGAGAAGCAAACAGUCAGUUAUAACCUGAUGUCAGAGUCGGAUGAGAAGCAAAGAACCGAUGAUAACGGGAUGACAGAAUCAUAUGAAAAGCAAACAGCAGGUGGUAAUGUGAUGGCAGAAUCAGAUGAGAAGCAAAUAAUUGAUGAUAGUGCAAUGGCAGAAUCAGAUGAAGAGCAAGCUCCAAAAAGGCGCCGGGUUACACCUCUCCACGAAGGGGAUGGAGAUAUAAACGGAAACCUGUCGGAGGAUAUCCAUUUGUAAUUUAGGCUGUAGAAGGGGUUUUCCACUUGUAGAUUUUUAUUGCUAGAAUAAUGAACUUGGAUUUCACUGGAUUUUGAAAUGCCAUUCUGUGAAUAGUACCAAUUGUCGUAAGUCACCAUGGGAAAAAGAAAAUAUAUGCAGCUUCUGUGUUAAUAAUUUAAGUAAUCAAAAGAAUGGAAUUGUCUAGGAAA
Ricinus communis (castor bean) is the source of this 3418-nucleotide messenger RNA. RefSeq names its product probable ubiquitin-like-specific protease 2B. Gene Ontology annotation, biological process: proteolysis. Bases 120 to 3227 code for a protein of 1035 amino acids. The transcript is spliced from 16 exons. NCBI's taxonomy places the organism in Eukaryota, Viridiplantae, Streptophyta, Magnoliopsida, Malpighiales, Euphorbiaceae. The record is from RefSeq and is a predicted model, not a curated record. Gene Ontology annotation, molecular function: cysteine-type peptidase activity.